This is a messenger RNA of Ceratina calcarata, 876 nucleotides long. RefSeq names its product protein THEM6. Bases 200 to 796 code for a protein of 198 amino acids. The transcript has 3 exons. Lineage: Eukaryota; Metazoa; Arthropoda; Insecta; Hymenoptera; Apidae. The record is from RefSeq and is a predicted model, not a curated record.
AUAGUUCUCUACACGCGUUGAUAGCACCGUUGGACGUCACAAGGAACCGGUUGCGUUACCGUUCAACUGGUAAGAAGCGACCUCGCUAUUCAGUGUUUCACGGUAACUGCGCGCUCAGUCUUCUUCAGGCUGCGGCCUCCUGUACAUCGGGCGCCUACUUAUUCCCGCUCCCCGUAUUCUUCAUUCUGUAAACAUAAAAAUGGUGUGCGCCUGCCUCCUCACGAUCCUCCUUGCGCUCUACAUAUUCUUCGACGUGAAUUACUUUAUCCGCAUUAUCUUCACGAUCGGCACCGGCAGGCUGUUCCAGAAGAAGAAGAGGAUUUUCAACACGACUACUAUCUAUGGAUUAUGCACUACGCAAGACGUCGACUUGUUUUUAAAACACAUGAACAAUGCGAGGUAUCUGCGAGAUUUGGAUUUCGCACGAUUCCACUUUUACGACCGAACUGGAAUUUACUCAUGUAUAGCGAAAAAAGGAGGCGGUGCAGUACAAGGCGCAUCGUCGACUCGAUAUCGCCGUGCUCUUCCCAUUUUUACGCUCUAUAAAGUGACCACGAAGUUAAUUUAUUGGGAAGAUAAACACUUUUACAUGGAGCACGAGUUUAUCACUUUGACGGAUAAUUUUGUUCGCGCGGUCGUGCUUAGUAGACAAACGAUUACAAACUUGAAAGUCACUGCUGCAGAGAUAAUCGCCGAACUCGAUCCAAAUGCGAAGCUACCCGAAGUUCCUAAGGAUUUGAAACAUUGGCUCGAUUCUAUGGAAGAAUCCUCGCAGAAGUAUAAGAAACAGAAUUGACUGCGAUCUCAUUUUUGUACUUAAAUCAUACGUUUUGUUCGAUUUGCUGUGUUAGUAAUUAAAGUCUUUUAAAUACAAUA